UGCCGGGCAAAAGGAGAGGAGGGGACAGGGCCGGAGGUCACCGCUCCCACCAGCCGCUGGGCACAGACAACAUGUGAUGCAGGUGGGGUUUUGGGAUGAUAUGGAAUGUGGCCAGCUGCCUUCAGAUGCCCUCCGACAGGUGAAGAUCCAGCGUGACCCCGUCUACGGAUUUGGCUUUGUAGCUGGCAGCGAGAGGCCUGUAGUGGUUCGCUCUGUGACACCAGGUGGACCUUCUGAGGAUAAACUUUUGGCAGGGGACCAGAUUUUGGCUAUUAACGAUGAAGAUGUGAGUGACGCCCCCAGAGAGAGAUUCAUAGAACUUGUGAGAGGUGCCAAGGAAGCAGUCAUCCUGACUGUGCUACAGACCCAUCAGUCCCCGAAGUCUGCUUUCAUCAGUGCGGCUAAAAAGGCAAAGCUGCGGUCCAACCCUGUGAAGGUGCGCUUUUCAGAACAGGUCACCAUUGGCGAGACCGAUCCAGACAUGCUGAAAAAGGAAGCGCUGCUCCUCAUUCCGAACGUGCUGAAGGUUUUCCUCGAGAAUGGGCAGAUCAAGUCUUUCACCUUCGAUGGCCGAACCACUGUCAAGGAUGUGAUGAUGACGCUGCAGGACCGGCUGUCCCUCAGGCACAUUGAGCACUUUUCCCUGGUCUUGGAGUACUCCAGCCCUGAGCAGAGCCAUAAGUUCCUCCUCCUGCAAGACAAGCAGCCCCUGGCCCAUGUGGUGCAAAGGACGCAUUACCAGGGCAUGCGCUGCCUGUUCCGGGUCAGCUUCUUUCCCAAAGACCCUGUGGAGCUGUUGCGGCGGGAUCCAGCAGCUUUUGAGUACCUGUACAUCCAGAGCCGCAAUGACGUGAUCCGAGAGCGAUUCGGAAUGGAGCCCAAGCCGGAGAUGCUGCUAGGCCUGACUGCCCUGCACAUUUACAUCACCGUCUCUGCCACACGGCCAAGCCAGAAAGUGUCCCUCAAAAAUGUUGAGAAGGAAUGGGGUCUGGAGCCCUUUCUGCCUCCGUCACUGUUGCAGGGCAUCAAAGACAAGAGCCUGCGGAAGUCUCUCUCCCAACAGUUGAAGGCCCACCAGAACCAGCCUCCAUGUGGCACCAAGGUCUCCACCACCCAAGCGAAGCUCCAAUACUUGCGCAUUCUGAAUGAGCUGCCAACCUUCGCAGGCGUCCUCUUCAACACAGUUGGACUGGAUGAGAAACAACCAGCUACGAUGCUUCUGGUGGGACCCCGCCACGGCAUCAGCCAUGUAAUCGACCUGAAGACCAACCUCACCACUGUGCUGUCAGAGUUCAGCAAGGUCAGCAAGAUCCAGCUCUUCAGGGAAAACCAGGGUGUGGCGCGAGUAGAAACAAGCAUUUUGGAUGCCAAGCCACUAGUGCUGCUGAUGGAGUGGCCGGAAGCCACCAACUUUGCCUGCCUCACUGCCGGCUACUGCCAGCUUCUGGUGGAUUCCAAGAGGAUGAUCUUCGCCCGGCCUGCCAGCCAACCGCCUCCACCCCCUCCAAUGAUCAAGGCAGAUUAUGCCAACGCGCCCGCCAACCACUGGCCUGCAGCAGCAGCGGCGCCCCUGGGAAAGAAAGAGAGCGGGUUCCUGGGUAGCGCUGUCUCCAGCCCCGGAGAAUGCAACUCCAGAGAUCCCGUGGCCUCGGAUUCGGAGCUCGUCAGCUUUUGCUACCUGCACAUGCGGGAGCAGAGGAAGGAGCGCAAGAGCCGGACGGACAUCAAUGAAAACCUGAUCUUCUUCGAGGAGUCUCGUCCACGGACCAAAUCAGAUCCCACGCCCAAGAGCUCCGGGCAAGACUGCAGCGGGGCCGCCCGUGACUAUGACCCGGAUGGCCUGGACCGGGAGCGCUGGGCCAACCGCGCCAGGGCACACACCGUGGGCAGUCACGGGCGCAGCCGCUCCGUGCAGUUUUACUGCGACUCUUGCAAGGCCAAAGUGAAGGGCAGGCAGCCGGCCUCUCGCAGAGGCGGCAAUCCCGGCACCGCUCGCGACAACGUGGUGGAUCUGAUGUCCCUUCCCCCUCCUGGGAGCGACGAGGAGGAGGACGAGACCACCGCUCUGCUCCCCGCCAUCGCCGCACCCCCUCCAGGCUUCCGGGAUAACAGCUCCGACGAGGAUGAUUCCAAGCGUCGGGCGGCGGCGGCGGCGGCAGCAGCAGCAGCAGCACAGGGCCAGGAGCAAGGUCGCCACCUCUGCGGCAUCCUCUAUGAUGAGAUCCCUGUGACACUCAUAGACAGCGUCCAGACAAGGACGGUCAGGGAUCACGCCCAGGAUCUGGACGAUGCUCUGGUCUCCACCUUGCAGGCCCUGGAAGCUCUGGCUGCCUCGGAGGACGGCCCGCAUCCUCCGCCCCAGCAGACCGCAGGCCUGAUCGUUCUGGCUGCCAUAACCCCUGAGUCAUCACUGGACUCCGGCCACGAAACCAACUCUUCGGAGAUCACGGACGUCUCGGAGGUAGUCUCGGCCAUGAAGCAGCACCAGAAUGCGGCCUUCUUCCUGGCCCAGCAUAUCAACAAGGAGAGCAUCCUGGCCAGGACAGAUCUUCCUUUCCGUAUCCAAGGCUGUGCUGCGCAAGCUGUCCUCGCUUCGCCUUACGCUCUCCACCACCAGGAAGCCAGCUCUUCCCCAAAGCUGGCCAUCUCAAACCCCAACCCCAACCCGCCCUGCGGUAGGAGCAAGCAAGAUCCCCCGCCGCUGAAUAGAAGCCACACCUUGGCCAUCCAGCCAGUGUUCCCCCAGCAGCUCAGCGAGCCCAAGUGUAAAGGUGUGCUGAUGCCGGCGCCCGAGCGCAAGGCCCCCGAUCCCCCCAUGGCAGCCUUCGAGGUGUCCUUGCAUGGCACAGAGCAGGUGCAGGGGCGGCUGGACAAGAAGCCCACUGAAGUCCGGCUCAGCCCUCAGCUAGUCCUAGGUGGCCGGAGUGGGGCCGCUCCUGCCAUCAUUUCGGCUGCUCUGCAGCAAGUGGUCGGCCACAAGGCCUCCCCUUCCUCAGCAGAGUCUCCAAAUGGAAGCGUAGCUCUCAGUGGGGGCCGUGGCUGCAGGCGACAAGGUGGCGGCAGCAGCAGCAAGCCUUGUCGUCAUCCGGGGAUGACCUCUGUGAGCCAGCCUUGCCCGGAGCCUCCUAAGGGCUCCCAGAAGCAGCCAGGGGAGGCCUUUCCGUGGCCUAGAGCCUCCCAAGGCAGCCUGCCAGAUGCUCCCCCUCCCUCCCCUGUAGGUGCCGAUAGGCCACCCCCCAAGAGUGGCCAGCCGAAAGGCAGCCAGGAGCCUGCAGAGCAGGGUGGGGGGGAGGCUGCCAGCCCAGGCGGCGAGAAACAGACUGUUCUCCUAGGAGAAAAAGGACAGCCUGAGACGUGUGCCGAGAGCCUCCCAGGGGAGGCAAGCAGCCUCCGGUCCCCAGCAGCCAAGAGCGGAAGCGUUUUCAGGAGCCCUGGAGGCGAGCAGCCAAAAGGGCCGGUCCAGCUGGGGCCCAGGGCCGAGGGGGUGGCCACCAGCACCACUGUGCCUUCGAGAAAACCCGAGAAGGUCCCAGAGGUCGGGCCGCAGGACCCCGACAUCCCAGCUAAGCCCAAAGUCCCCAAGGCCUCGCUCCGGCUGAGGAAACUGUUUUCCGCCACUUUCCCCACGCGGCUCAAGAAAGAGACCGACGAACGGCAGGCGCAGCUGCAGAAAGUGAAACAGUACGAGCUGGAGUUCCUGGAAGAGCUGCUCAGGCCAAAGGCGAAGGGGGACCCCGUCCCGCCGGACUGCCUGCUGCCCUCGGCCCCGGGGCGCUGCGCCUGCCAGCUGAAGACCAGCCCUGUGCAGAAAGUGCCUGGGAUGUCCCGGGAGCAGCGGCGGAGCUGCGACUGCAAGCGUCUCAGCCGGGGGGCAAGGCCCCAACCCAGCCAGCUAACGGCACCAGCGCUGGAAAGGCGAGGGAGGGAGAGACCCCAGGAGCCGCCAGCAGAGGCGCUUGGAGGCACCGGCCUCAGAAGCCCUUCGAAGGGCAGCCGGAUCAGGUCCACAAGCCUGGAGUCCAGGGACUGCCGGUCCGAGCCUGAGAACAGCUUGUCCUGCCUCACCACCUGUGCCUCUCGCGGGGAGUGCCUUGGGGCCCCGCACUACAAGAAGCUGAUGCGGCGCUACAGUGUCAGUGAAAUCGACAAGGCCUCCGACACCUACCAGAGCGCUUAUCCAGCCAAGCAGAAAUCCUGGCAGAAGGAGAGCGAAGCUGUGCCCCAGGCCCUGCCGUUGAAGGGCAAAGGCCCGGAGCCGCCCCCGCCGCCCCCCGCCACGGAGGCAGACCCCCCUUCCUACGUCCAGGUCACAGCGCAGGAGAAGAAGGGUCCCCCCGCCUUCUCGCUCCAGGAGGACAUGUACCCGAGCCACGCCGAGCUGCCGGAGGAGGACACCGAAGACGGCGAGAGGUGCUGCUCCAUCCGGUACUGCUUCUACUAUCGGAAGUGCGACAUGGCCGACGACGGGAGCGAGAGGGACGAGCUGUCCUACUCCAUCCCUGUGCAAAUCCUCCCGGGCAUGAAACUCGACAGCCAGGCUGUGCCAGUGGUCAGCAGGACCCUCCAGGUCCUCGAUGCCACCGCCUGCAUCAGCCCUGACGACAACCAGACCCAGGAGAUCGACCUGCGCACCUCCACCUUCGAGGGCAGCCUGGCCAAGAUCCACGCCCUGCGAGGCCGCACCUACGCACUGCCGGACGGCUUCCUGGCCGUGCAGCUGGACACCAGUGAGCUCUUGACCGUCCUGCGGCAGUGCGUGGUGAACCCCGAGGUGCGGGAGGGCAAGCCCUACCUCCCGCAGCUGAUUGAGUACAAGCAGGAGCUGGCUCUCCAAUUCAAGGAGUUCCGGGCUUCCUGCCGGAGGGUCGCCGCCGUUGACAAGAGCCCCACCCGCAUGCUCUCGGCCAUCACUAGCAGCUUCCACGUGCUGGGCAGCUUGAUCGAGACCUUUGUGCGGCUGGUGUUCGUGGUGCGCUCGGAGUCUCAGCGCCAGGCUCUGCUGGCCAAAGUGGAGGAGGUGGUGCGGAACUAUACCUUCUUGUUGAGGGCAGCCGAGGAGUCCACGGCUAGAACAGCCGGUCACCGGGCCGGGGACCAGGCGGCCGAGCAGCUGGGGCGGCAGUCGGUGUCCUCGGUUAUGAGCUCGCUCACACGCUCCUUCAAGACGCUGAUCAAUAAGUGAGGCGCAAGCCGGCACGGUUCGCUUCGCGCCGGGGUUCCGAGAGCGAGAUCCCGACCGUGCUGUGGGCAGUCGGUGGAGCCUAGAGAAGAAAUGCAGGAGCAGGAGCCACUCGCCCGUAGCCUCCAGUGCUGUGCUGCAUGUUUUAGAUGCUGCCUGCCCUGGGUGGAAAGACCCUGCUGCCCACACGUGCGGUCCUGACUCUUCCUAUGGCAAAGGCGGGUGGCCGCCAGCACCUCUGGCAUCAUGAAUGUAUGGGACAGAGUCCAGGCCCCUUGCUUUUCCCCUGGUGCGGGGUCAGCCUGGAGCCAUCGCCUUGUGCCUCCAAAGUCUCACGCAUCAUCAAUGUGGCCCUGAGCCUCCCUGCAGCGGCGCACUGGCCAGGUUCCAAGAUUUCAGCCUGCUGGCAAGUUCUGGGUAUAUUUAAGAAGGGCCUUUUGACGUGCGUGAGCAGGAGAGGGAUCUUCCCCUCUUUCUAGGCUGGGCGCACGAGCUGGA
Messenger RNA from Elgaria multicarinata webbii, 5677 nucleotides. RefSeq names its product FERM and PDZ domain containing 3 (gene FRMPD3). The record is from RefSeq and is a predicted model, not a curated record. Gene Ontology annotation, biological process: signal transduction. Bases 77 to 5182 code for a protein of 1701 amino acids. Gene Ontology annotation, cellular component: cytoskeleton. NCBI's taxonomy places the organism in Eukaryota, Metazoa, Chordata, Lepidosauria, Squamata, Anguidae. The transcript has 15 exons. Gene Ontology annotation, molecular function: protein binding.